AUGAACCCUCGCUACGAUCUCGUAUCUCCUCGGGCCGAACAACUCGUCUCCAAGGGCAAGCUCACACAAGAGCAAUUGGACCAGUUGCGCCGUAUCCAGGCUGCUCACUCGAACUCGAUGGAGCAUUACACUGUUUUCACAGCUGCGGUCCUGUGUUCGAUGGUCGCAAAGUUGGACAGUGGUAUGCUCAACAGGUACGCCACCAUCUACACCUUGGUGAGAGCUGCAUACUUCUUGGUCUACAGACAAAACACGACCAGACAAGCUGCUGGUAUCAGAAGUGUGCUGUGGUGGGCUGGAAACAUUGUCUGCAUUCGCCUUUUCUGGUUCGCCGGAAAGGCUUUGAACGCACAUGUUCUGUAG
Molecule: messenger RNA, 363 nt
Organism: Aureobasidium uvarum
Lineage: Eukaryota; Fungi; Ascomycota; Dothideomycetes; Dothideales; Saccotheciaceae
Source: the annotation of a GenBank genome assembly